Molecule: messenger RNA, 1009 nt
Organism: Elaeis guineensis (African oil palm)
Lineage: Eukaryota; Viridiplantae; Streptophyta; Magnoliopsida; Arecales; Arecaceae
Cellular component (GO): mitochondrion
Source: RefSeq, a predicted model, not a curated record
AACCGACGACCCAAUCUCCCCUCCCCAGAUCCCGCUCCUUUCUCGGACCAGGGUUUCUUCUUCUGCUCUGCCUCCGCCGCCUCUCCCUACUCUUUGUCUUCGAUCACGUGCGAGAGCCUUCUCCCUGAAUCGUGCCGUCGCCGGUCGCCGUUCUACAAUCAAAGCUGGCGGACGCUCCUCUCGUUGAUUUUCCGAUCAAAGCCGGUUACCACUCGCCGUCCUCCUUUCCCCCAGCUUGUGACCAUCCUCGGCUUCUCCUCUGCUGAGUUUUUGCCAGAGUUCCCAUCCAUUGACGUUUCUAGGGUUUCAUUUCAUCCGAGAAAUGCACCCUCCUCUGACUUUGCAUAGGCAUCCGAUGUGUGCAGAGAUCAUUGAACAGUUUCAAAAGUGCCAUAUAGACCAUCCUAUUGCAAAAUUCUUUGGGCAAUGUACUGAGCUGAAGAUAAAGCUGGACCGCUGUUUCCGUGAGGAAGUGGGUUUCCUUCCUUUUCCAUCUGCUACUACAAAAGCUUUGAAACGGAAGGCUAAUUUUGAAAAGAGUAAGAUCUUGAAGGAGAGGAUUCAGGCCCAGAGACAAGAAAUGACCAAGAAAGGCCUUGAAUAAUAUCACAAACUAGCAAUAUGAGGACAAAUACCUUAUUCAAAAGAAUGAUGUAUUUUUUACUUCCCCGUAAAGAUAUUUUCUGUUUAUGCACCACAGCUGCUCAUUCCUAUGAACGUGGACACAUUCCCUGAAUGAGGAUCACAUCCGCAUAAUUUGGGCCGGGGCCAAUUAAUUAUUUGUCAAUGUCUGGGAUGUGACACAGUCAUCUUGCUUUAAAUUGCACAUUGAUUUGAUAGUCAUGUUUUAUUAAUCCAAAAGGAUUUUUAGGGUAUCACAGAAUAUUGUCUGUAUCUAGCUGCUAAUGUGCUUGUAUUUAUACCCUAUUGCCUGUUGUUUCUAUUGAACAAUGUUGACGAACUGUGUUGUUAUAUCGUCUAAUAAAAUUCAACUAGUUUUUCCUUGACA